This is a messenger RNA of Trichosporon asahii var. asahii CBS 2479, 1161 nucleotides long. RefSeq lists its product as uncharacterized. Lineage: Eukaryota; Fungi; Basidiomycota; Tremellomycetes; Trichosporonales; Trichosporonaceae. The coding region runs from base 1 to 1161 and encodes 386 amino acids. The record is from RefSeq and is a predicted model, not a curated record. The transcript is spliced from 3 exons.
AUGGGCCCGCAGACGGCCAGGUCUUCCUCGGGCUCGCGAGUAGUCGAUGGCCGUCUUGCUGUCUCCACUUCUUACCACCACGCACCCGUUCAGUACGCCACGACACGACAGGCCACGUCCUCGAGCUCGCCCUUACUGUCCACUCGUGCGCAGGCCCGCAGCGACAACUACGGCCCGCCCGUCAUGACUGCGGUCCACCCCGGUUGCGUGCUGUGCGGUAUCGUCGCCAGCGCCGCAUCGCAUUCUUCCAGCAUGAGCAGUGCCCCUCAGUCUCCGAUCUCACCGUCCAUCUCGCUCUCGACGCCAGUCCGCGCCGCGACCCCCGACCUGCAGCGCGGCCAGCGACCGAAUGGCCCUCCGAUCGAGCCGUAUGCGCCGCCUGUGCCGCCGGGGCAGUCCAACCGCGUCAUAAACGUGGGACCACACCAGGUCAUCUACCGGGAUGACUUUAUCACUGUCUACCCGGCCGAGGGCAAGGAGUCGCUGUGUCCUGAGGGAAGACACCUCAUCAUCAUCCUGAACCAGCACCUGACGAACGUCUAUGACCUGGGCCCUUCGGAUAUCCCGGUGCUCUCUCACAUGAUCAACACGGCGAAGCGGCUUCUGCUACGAUCUGUCGCUGCUCCGAAUGCAUCGAUCGCAGAGCGAGGACUAGGAGAGAAGGACGUCCGUGUCGGGUUUGUGAACGGCAUGCCUGCGGAUCCACGAUCGCCGCACCCGCACCUGCAUGCGCAGGCGUUCCUCGGCCCGUUCGACAAGACGUUACCCGGCUCGACGCUGUGGCGGCGCAACAUUGUCUUCUCAUACAUGAACUGGUGGAGUCUGGAGGACCUGCGCGCCGAGAUCCGCGAGGCGACGUCCAACUGCCGCGUCAAGAGCGGGUACGACGACCGCUUCGAGGCGCCGAUCGACAAGGUCCCCGAUGCGGGCGCGAGCGAGGGCUUCCCGAACGCCAUGGAGCCGGUGCACGACGCAUACGCCGACGGACCCGGACCCUCGACGUUGCGCCGGAACGACAGCGCCAAGUCGGACGCGACUGUCAAGGCGGGCAGCUCGAAGCGGCACGAGCACGGCGAGCAGCGCGCAUUCGUCAGCGCCUCGCGCACUUCCUCGAUGUCGAGCAACGAGUAUGAGGUCAGCAUCAACUCGAACUCGAGCUAA